AUGACACGCCUACGCACUGCUAUCCUCGACGAUUACCAGCGCGUCGCCUUGACAUGCGCAGACUGGUCACCGAUCCGAGACCAGCUAGAGAUUGACAUUUACACGGAGACCAUUCACGACGAGGAUCGACUGGCGGAUCGUCUGCACCCCUACGCUAUCAUUUGUGCGAUGCGAGAGCGGACCAAGUUCACAGCGAGCUUGUUGGACAAGUUGCCGAACCUUAAGCUUAUCGCCACCACCGGAAUGCGCAAUGCCGGGAUUGAUGUGAAGCAUGCCCACAAGAACGGUGUGAUUGUUUCUGGAACAGGGAGCAAAGGAGAAUCUACCCUCGAACAUAUCUGGGCCCUGCUUCUAGCAACUGUUAGGUACAUCACGGUAGAGGAUGCUAAUGUCAAGUCACUCCACCCUCGAUGGCAAACAACGCUGCCCCUGGGCCUGACAGACAGGACCCUCGGAAUCAUAGGCGUAGGACGGCUCGGCAUUAAAACAGCCAACAUCGCGAAAGCUUUCGGCAUGAAAGUUAUUGGAUGGUCUCCUCACCUGACACCGGAACGGGCUGAAGAAGCAGGAAUCGAAUAUGCUUCCAGAGAGGACCUCUUCACGCAUAGCGACAUUGUCUCAGUGCACAUGGUUCUAUCGCCCAGCACCCGGCACCUCAUCACUGCAGAUGACUUGGGACGGAUGAAGAAGACUGCGUUCUUCAUCAACACAGCCCGAGGACCGAUAGUAGAUGAGAAGGCGUUGAUCCAAGUCUUGGAGGAAGGAAGGAUUGCUGGCGCAGGGCUUGAUGUCUUCGAUAUAGAACCACUUCCUCUUGACCAUCCAAUUCGACAACUGAAGAAUGUUGUUCUGAGCCCCCAUACAGGUUACGUCUCAGAUUCCAACUACGAGGCAUUUUGGGGCGAUACUGUGGACAACAUCGCGGGAUUCCUCCAAGGUAUACCAAAGAGGGUGAUUAAUUCGUAGAUCGUGGAUGCGAUGAACAGUGGUCGUUGUAUGUACUAGUACCGCAACACAUAAC
Punctularia strigosozonata HHB-11173 SS5 is the source of this 1021-nucleotide messenger RNA. Its product is annotated as D-isomer specific 2-hydroxyacid dehydrogenase. Bases 1 to 966 code for a protein of 321 amino acids. The record is from RefSeq and is a predicted model, not a curated record. Gene Ontology annotation, molecular function: NAD binding; oxidoreductase activity, acting on the CH-OH group of donors, NAD or NADP as acceptor. The transcript has 4 exons. Lineage: Eukaryota; Fungi; Basidiomycota; Agaricomycetes; Corticiales; Punctulariaceae.